GGCAUUUCACUAAGCGCGCUUUAUAAAUUUCUGUUGAUAUAUCGUGGCUAUUGUUCAAGGCCCUUUACAUUUUGCUUGUCUCUAAUCCUGAAAGAACAUUAUUGAAAAGUCUGUUGCACUAAAAAUGAAUAGGAUACAUAGUAAUGGCAUCCAGUUUAUACACUGGAUUCAAAACUAUGAACGUCUGGAGCCUUUGUUCACAGUCGUUAGUCAUAUCGGUAGUCCUAAUACUGCUUACUCACUGACGUUUCCAACUGCUUAUUAUACUGAUCCAAGAUUGGGGAUCACGACAAUCUUAUGUACGGCUUUAGCAGACUGGUUAAACGGAAUACUUAAGUGGAUGUUAUAUGGUCAUCGGCCAUAUUGGUGGCUUACACUGAAUCGAUCGCUGACCGACCCUGACUUAUCUGUAAAACAGUACCCACUAACAUGUGAAACUGGACCUGGAAGUCCAUCAGGCCAUUGUAUGGUAACUGUAGCAAGCCUAACACCAAUGAUAAUUUACUUCUACCAUAAAUUUAAAAAUCGAAUCCAUCAACGAUGUUUGAUAACACUAUCCUGUUUAGUUUUUGGGUUAAUUGCCCUUAGCCGCUGUUACUUGGCAGCACAUUUUCCUCAUCAAGUCAUUUUAGGACUAAUAUCUGGUAUCGCAGUUGGGUUAUUAUUUAGUUUACCUGGUAGUUUUCUCAGUUCAAAAAACGAAGUCAAAAUAAACUGGUUACAUCUACAAGCUGUUUAUCUCUUAACUCAUCCAAACAGACUAUUGUGGUUGGGCUUCUGUUCAUUCAUGUUUGCAUACGUUUUCAGUGUAUUCUUAGAGUAUGGUAUAAAAGUAGAUCCUAACUGGAGUAUAAAUUUAGCACAAUCAGCAUGUUUACGACCAGAAUGGAUUCACUUAUCAACAAGUCUUAUGAUGGGAUUUUCACGAAUUGCUGGGACUGCUACUGGUUUAUCUUUAGGUUUGCGUCUUAAACCAACACAUUCUAAACAAUCAGUACUAGACACAAAUUCCCUACCGAUUAUACUAUUCAGUUUAAUAAUUGUGGUUAUUAGUACAAGACUUAUGGAAUCAAUAUGUAACCAGAUAAUCAGUCUUUCUACAAUUAAUAUUAGUAAUGAAGUGAUGAAAAGUCAUUUUAAUAUGUUACAUUUAUUUAACUCAUUUUUACAAGGCACUAUUUGUCCAUUCAUUACAGUUUUUAUUGUGCCAACAUGUAUGAAUUUAUUUCAUCGUAUAUAUAACUAAUUCGAUAAUUAAAGGCGAAUUUUAUGCCAUUACAAAGCUACCUUUAUUAAUAAACAUUUUAUUCCGAAUAUACUAUCCAAGUCAGAAAGGUGUUAUUUGAAGGAAGUUUUUUCUUUAAAAAUAAAAAACUCAAUAUUUGUUAUUUUGUAUUACUUCAAAGAAAACAUUUCAACAGUUGUUAUAUUAUUAAAUUCAACCUGUUUAGUUUACACUUCCAGAAUAAUUAAUUUAUGUUGUCGACUUGUUUUGUUAUUCUUUAAUUCAGUUAAUUU
Molecule: messenger RNA, 1518 nt
Organism: Schistosoma margrebowiei
Lineage: Eukaryota; Metazoa; Platyhelminthes; Trematoda; Strigeidida; Schistosomatidae
Source: the annotation of a GenBank genome assembly